CGUGACGUCACCGCCUCUUCGCCGCCGCCUCCAGUCAAAAUGGCGGCUCCCAAUGACUACUUUAGCGUCGGGAGCCAAGUGGCGUGCGUGACCUGCCUCGGGCAGAAGAUCCACGGCGAGGUGCUCGCCUUCGACUACCACUCCAAGAUGCUCACCCUCAAAUGCCCGUCGUCGAGUGGCAAGGUGGGCGUGUGCGACGUGCUGCUCCUCAACCUGGCCCUCGUCUCCGAGGUGGACAUCCUCGCCGAGAGCAGCGAGCCGCCCCCCGUGCUCACGUCGCUCAACACCAACAAGAUUUGGUGGCAAGCAAACAGACUGAGCGGUGAACUCACCGAGCUACCGGCAACUCAUCCGCCCAUAUCGAUACCCGACGGAAAGUCCUCUCUCAAGCCGGGUGCACAGCGAGGUGGAGGAGAAGUUGAGUCACGCUCACGCCGUGAGCAUGGGGGUGUCGCCCGAGGGAAUCCUGUUGUUCCAAACGAUCCAGAAGACGAUCAAGGAAUGCAAGUGGAACGAGAAGAACAUCAUCGUGCUGGAGGACGUGGUCAUCUCUCCGCCGUACCGCGUCGAGAACUGCAAAGGCAGAGAAGGGAGCGCACUGACGCACGUGCGCAAAAUUGUUGAAAAACACUUCAAGGACGUGGACCAAGCCAAGUCGGGGCAGCCUUUGGCGCAGCAGCAGGCGGCACAGAGAGAAGCCCCGCUGUCGUUAUGAACCUCGGGGUUGCUCGUCCCCCCCCCCCACCUCUCCCUCCCCACCUGUACCCCCCCCACCCCGUUCCCCCAACCCACCGUCCCCCCCCGCCCUCCCUCCAACACCUGCCCAAACGGACAACCACGACUUCGUCCACUCUACCCAUGGCCACUCGGCUCUGUCCGAGGUGAUGGGGCGAUUAAUAAAAGAAGCAUCAACUGGGACCUCUUAAUCGCAGCCCCGCUCCUCCGGUCACCCCCCCUCCCCCCACUGGUCGCCCUCCCGCCCCCACUCCUCUCGGAGAGGUCCCAGAAGAAUGAGAUGAGUACAAAUUAAUCCAACAGCCGAAAUAACUACGUUCCAACUUACCAAAUUCCCAAAAGUUAUGUUUUACGAUGAAAAUAUUCCUCGUUCUUUUUUUUUCUCCCCCCCCCCAACCCCCGUCUUGUUUUGAAAACUGUUACACUCUUGGCCUUUGAUUUGGACAAAUUGAGUGCUAGAAUUUUCCGUCCCGUCACGUGAGAUAUGUCGGUCUUCCAAGUCUGAUGGCCCCGAGUUGGUGUCGACGCGGACUGCUGUUUUUGUAAAUGCCGUCCUCUCGUCUUAUCAACUCGAUUGGAAAUCAGUGUCCCCCCUGUGGUCUGUCCUCUGUUGAAUUCCUCGCAGUGUCGAAAUCUAAAACUCCCGAUAAACGUUUCCUUACGCGGCCCACAGAUCCACGCCGAACGUGCUACGCGCAAAUUAAAUUGUCCUCUGUGGCGAUUUCUAUUUAUGAGCGUGUAAUAAAAAAAAAUAUUUUCAAAUUUUUUUUUGUUGGGGGGGGGGGGGGGGGCGGGGGAAGCGUGGGAGGAGCUGGGGGGGGGGGGUCGUGGGGAACAAGUGUACGUAUUGCAGAAAUGCCACAUUCAGAGUCGGCUCGUGUAUUUAAUUUAACCCAUGAAACGUACUCAUUUUAACACUUUGUAAUUUUCAUUGCCAGUGGACAGAUUUGAUUGUAAAUUAUGCAUCGGCGACACACAACAAGGACCCGUUCCGAGGAAGCCGGUCUCGGUGAGUGUGGCAUCUCCGCGACUCGUCGGUCGGAUCAUCGAUCCGACGAUCAAGCCCCCCCUGGUUUUUGGGGGCUAUAAAAAGUGAGAGAGAAAACAAAAAUGACGUGUGAGAAAAUAUUACAAAUAGAAGAAGACUGAAGGAGGAAGAAAACCCAACAAAUGACGUCUCGGAGCGCGCGAGUCUUUUGCUGUCGCGCCAGCUUAAUUAAAGCCGCCAGGGUUAGUCGGCGAAUACGUUGGGCGUGUCGUUAACGGAGUCUUAAACGAGUGCUCGUUAGAGAACGCCUCUUCCAGAGCACCGCCAGCCGCGCCUCUACCGCUGCCGCUCCUCGGGGUAAAAGUUGGCGACGGCUGGAGAGGGCGCCAGCGCUCCUGUGCAGGUUUUGCCGGAAAAUAUUGGGAACGACGGAUAGUCGUUAACGGUGCGGAGCGAACGGAGCGCGCACGCACCACCCGCGCUACGGUUACGGACGGACUGUAGCGCCCGCGCUGCGCGCCGCUCGCCACUCCCUCCCUGCCCCCCCCCAAACCCCCCCCCCCCACCCCCCUCUCUCUCUGCACCAACCAACCCAUACCAACUCCUCAACUUCCAAGCUCUCCCCUCCGCUGCCUUCCCCACCCACCCACCCGCCCACACCCUCAAUAUGGAAAGAUUUCGGUUUAUAAAUUAAAGAUGAGUCUUAUAAACGGCU
This is a messenger RNA of Lethenteron reissneri (Far Eastern brook lamprey), 2438 nucleotides long. RefSeq names its product protein LSM12 homolog A-like. NCBI's taxonomy places the organism in Eukaryota, Metazoa, Chordata, Hyperoartia, Petromyzontiformes, Petromyzontidae. Gene Ontology annotation, molecular function: RNA binding. The record is from RefSeq and is a predicted model, not a curated record.